Ilex paraguariensis (yerba mate) is the source of this 1025-nucleotide messenger RNA. The record is from the annotation of a GenBank genome assembly. NCBI's taxonomy places the organism in Eukaryota, Viridiplantae, Streptophyta, Magnoliopsida, Aquifoliales, Aquifoliaceae.
AUGAGAUGGAGCGGAGUUGGUAUAGAUGAGUGGUGGAGAAAUGAGCAAUUUUGGGUAAUUGGAGGUGUUUCAGCACAUUUAUUCGCUGUGUUCCAGGGACUAUUGAAGGUGUUAGCUGGGGUUGAUACAAACUUCACCGUGACAUCAAAAGCGGGGGAUGAUGCUGACUUCUCAGAACUAUAUGCAUUCAAGUGGACUACAUUGCUCAUCCCACCGACCACACUGUUAAUAAUAAACUUGAUAGGAGUAGUUGCUGGCGUCUCUAAUGCAAUAAAUAAUGGGUAUGAGUCUUGGGGUCCUCUGUUUGGUAAGCUCUUUUUCGCCUUCUGGGUGAUAGUUCAUCUGUACCCUUUCCUUAAAGGUCUACUCGGCCGGCAGAACAGGACUCCAACGAUCAUUAUUGUCUGGUCAAUUUUGCUUGCCUCCAUAUUUUCCCUUUUGUGGGUUCGGAUUGAUCCCUUCUUGGCCAGGUCGGAUGGCCCAGUUCUCAAGGAAUGUGGAUUGGACUGUACUUAGCAGUGAUUCUACUCUUAUUGAGAUGCAUUGAUAUGAAGUUUGUGUCGACGAUGCAAAUAAAUGUUUGGGGAUGGUCUCUGCAAUCCGUAGAUUAAAUCUGUGUCAGGGGUUGCUUUGUCUCGUUGCGCUUUUGGUGGAAAUGGAAUUGAUCAUACCCGAGUUUCAGUGUGUAGUGUGGGAUUGUUGAGCACAUCUACAAAGAACGCUCCUCAUUCUUUAUUAUUAUAUCGGUAUAUUUAGAGAAGAGGUGGAGAGCCAUGGUACCACCCUACGCUCCUCUCUCGCUCUCUCUCUUCUCUUCUUCACAAUAAAGGUGGUUUUGCUCUACUACAGGUAACUACAAAAGUGUAAUUCAAUGUGCAAAUAUUUAGUUGUUGGUGCUUUUUCUCCAGUGGAUUGUGGCCUUGUGGGAGUGGAAGUUGCUGUUAGACGCCCCCAUUGUUCCUGCUAAAAAGUGCUCAUGUUGCCAAAGAUUACGCUGUUGGUAAUUUUCCAAUUACUGAUCGAAU